Dermacentor albipictus is the source of this 3156-nucleotide messenger RNA. The record is from RefSeq and is a predicted model, not a curated record. Lineage: Eukaryota; Metazoa; Arthropoda; Arachnida; Ixodida; Ixodidae.
AUGGGUGGCAAAUAUGGCACGGGCUUAACGGAGCUUGGUGGCGGUGCCAGAUUAGAGUUUCUGAAAGAAGCAAACAACCCUGCGCCUGAGAGCACUGAAGAGCACGAGCUGAACCAGACCAGCAAAUCAAGCGAGCCUUCAACAAACACCUCGUACGAAGUGACCACUAGUAGCACCAAAACAGGGAAGGCGGCACACGCUCGAAGGGCCAGCUUCGAGGUUGAGUCACGUUUGGUCGAUGCAUCACCCUCCGAAAGCGAUGCACCAAGAACAACCGAGCAGCCUCUUUCCGAGACGGGUCAAUCGCAUCCACAGCUGCUCGGGCUGUUGGCGCAGGGCCCUACGUCCUCUACGAGCAGCAGCAUCUCACUGCCGGGCCAAUCGGUUGACUCUCGCACGGGAACGUCGCUUACCAGGACUGACGACGACCGAUCAAGCCACAGAUCUGAUGCCGGCUUCCGGUCCUCCACAAGUUGCCGGAGAGGCACCCCUCAUCAGGUCAACCUAUCUUUUGCGGAUCCAGAUACCUUUGGCACGACGCGAACCAAGCUCUUCGAGUCUCGCUCCCUCGUCGUUCACGAUGCGCAUGAGCAGAGGGAGCUGCUGUUCAGCUACGUGGUGGUCGCGGUCGCCGUGCUCGCUCUGUGCGCAAUACUCACCGCCAUACUGGUGCUCGCGGUGCCCACAGACCUACACAACACCGUCUGCACGACGGCUGCAUGCACUGCGCUGGACUCCCUGCUGGCUGCUAGCGUGGACAAAACUCGAGAUCCAUGCGUCAACUUCUACGCGCAUGUAUGCAGUGGCUGGGCGCAGACUCAGAACCAGUCGGUGUACCGAAGUCACCUUGAAGAAUUCCUUGCGCACGUGCACUCGAUCUUCCAGCGGGUGCUCGUUCCUUCCCAGGCGCAGACGGCACAGCAGAUGGUUGCCGCUUUCUACCAGACGUGCACGGCGGUGCUGGUUGACGGCACCGACGAGCUGUCCGCCUUCCGCCACCAUCUCCGUCUGGCGGGAGUGACAUGGCCUCACAUGUCCGCCGAGCCAGACCUGAUCACUACAGUGGCUUCAGUGUAUGCUGCCUUUCAAGUAACGGCGAUGCUGCGCAUACGACUCUCUAGGCGCAAUGCGAGCAACGUACUCGAAGUCGCGCCCGAUAUGGCAUUCCUCCGCGGGUGGCAGGCCGCUCGCCAACAACUCAUACAUGCUGGCGCCUAUGCGCGUUUCUUCGAGCAGACCAAGACUAAGUAUGCCGGUCACGAGAAGCCUGCAAAUUCCACGCUCAGCUACGAAAUGUUCGUCAAAGUAGAGGACACCAUUCUAGAGGCAUUAUUAGCUCACCGGGGACAAUCAGGCGACGAAGUCCAAGUCAGCCCCAUCGACAGGCUCGUUCAAAUCACCAGGCACGUUCCCACAACAACAUGGCGCGCGGUCGUCGACAAACUGGGGCUCCCAGAUAGUGCGCUCGUCUUCAUCGUAAACUUGGAGCUCAUUAAGGAGGUGGACGAGCUCUUUGCUACACUUGGCGAACGGCGCCUCCAUUUUUACUUCGGAUGGUGCGUGGUGCAACAAAUGAUGCGCUACAUCGGCAAGGAUCUCGCGAGCACCUGGCAUGACUACGAGGGCACCAGAGCAGGAACGAACAUGGCAAGUGAAUGGCGCGCACAGGCAGAGUGUAUGCAGUUGAGCGAGAAACUUGUGGGCCAAUCCACCUUUGGUAGUUUCAUCCUCCGGGAAACAACGGCCGAAGACUUCACAUACGUUUCCUCCAUGGUGCGCGCCAUCUCCGGCCAACUGAUACACGUAAAGCGCAGUGGGUCUGAGAGUGACCACAGCGACCAGCUCACUGUAGACGAGGCCGACUUCCACGUCGAGUUCCACGAGGCGACCAUGCGGGUCGUAGAUGAGGCGCUCGUGAACCAUGGCCUGUCCAACCGAUCAUCGCUGCUUAGCAAUUGGAUGGACAUCACUGCUGCGGUGGGCAGCAUCAACACGACAAUCAGAGAUCGGAUACCAACCACAUACACUCGCGACCUCGUAGCAAAACAACGGUACGACCUCUACGACUACCGAAGUGGGACACUCACGCUUCCUCCCUUCUUUGCGAUGCUUCCAGUCUACACGCGACACCUGACUGACACGGCCAAUUUUGGUGCUCUCGGCACGCUGUUCGCCACCGCCAUCUUCCGGCUUUUCGUUGCCAAGCUCGCCAGGUACUUGCCAGGUAUCAAGUUUGACGAGGAUCUGAAAAGGCUUCCCUGCUUCACCGAGUUAGCUGUUCAUACUAGGGACUACAUUGAAGUCUAUUACCACGCCGCGUCUAUCCGUCUGGCACUGAUGGCGCUGCGGUCCCUUCCCAAAAAAGACCACCAGCGACUUCGACUGUUUGGCAGAGACCGGCUAUUUUUCGUCCUGAUGUGCUAUCUCCUCUGCACUCCCAACACUUCCGAGGACACCAUCUACGCUGAAACCGUCUGCAACGAAGCCGCCAAGAACAGCCUAGAAUUUUCCAUGGCAUUUCGAUGUUCUAGGGGGACGCUUAUGAAUCCGUGGGAAAGGUGUAAUUUAUAGAUUCUUCUGGCAUUCUAAAAAGGCAGCAUUUACGGCCUUAUCGCAAUGCGCCAUGGACCAGUGUUCUACAAAGCAUUUUACAGCACGGCUUGCUUACCUAUAACAAAUGCUGUUUUGUUAAGUGAGAUAUCACAUGUGAUAACUGCUGCUUACGUGCAGUAUCCGUGCUUUAUUAUGUUGUAUUGCACCACUAACCACACCAGGGUGCCUUGUAUCAUGGUAUUGUGGCUGGUAUUGUAUGAUUCUGAAUAUUUCGUGAAUCAUAGUAGGCCUACUUGUAAAAAAUGCAUCGCUCGUGUUAGAUUAGGUGAAUGGCUGAUAAUGCAUUGACUAGUUGUAGAGAUGACUCAUGGCAUGCCUUUCUGGAAGCGCACGAAGAGCCUCACGCGCAAUCGCGCUGUAACGUUAGAUGGUUACAGUAUGCAGGUUCACAGCUCGUGGCUACCUUCUUCAAUUCUGAGCGCUUCCAAGAUGCAAAGACUGAAUGUCAUAAAACGUUAUAAAAGGGGAACCGCAUUUACCCGCAUUUGCUUUUUUACUUAUUCAGUAUAUUCUGGUAAGCCAACCAUUAUAAGGACUUCAAUA